This is a messenger RNA of Petromyzon marinus (sea lamprey), 1956 nucleotides long. Its product is annotated as phosphatidylinositol 3,4,5-trisphosphate 3-phosphatase TPTE2-like. Gene Ontology annotation, molecular function: monoatomic ion channel activity; phosphatidylinositol-3,4,5-trisphosphate 3-phosphatase activity. NCBI's taxonomy places the organism in Eukaryota, Metazoa, Chordata, Hyperoartia, Petromyzontiformes, Petromyzontidae. Gene Ontology annotation, biological process: monoatomic ion transport; dephosphorylation; transmembrane transport. The record is from RefSeq and is a predicted model, not a curated record. Gene Ontology annotation, cellular component: cytosol; membrane.
CCGCUCGGGAGCGUUUCACCAACACUUUAAGGGCACGGGAGCGCACGUGGGCCACGAACAAUGUUUAACCAACAAUGUUAACCAAAAUGCGAACCCUGUGCAAACCUUUGGCACUUGUGGGUCUCCUGACAAUGGAUUGAAGACACCGCCUCCCCCCCCCAGGAACAUCCUUAGUUACAUUCCCGUGCCGUACAGCUCCGUUGGUGCGCGAGAGGCCGCGGUGAGAUGUUGUCGCUCCCUCCCAAUUAGGGGGGGCCACGAAUCGAUCGGACCGCAGGCACGAAGGCCGGCGCCGCCGCAUCCUCUGAAGCAUCGCAACGUCGCAACGGAGCGUGCGGGGCCAUGGAUCCCUCGGUGUCGUUCGACGGCAGGAGGGUGGAGCUCUGCGACGGUGCGGCCAAGGGGGCCCAAACGGCGCUCGAGAAUGGAAACUCCUUCACGGUGGACACGGCGAGCGAUCGCGCCAGAGCCACCAUGGAGCCGGUGGUGAUGUCACUGUGUCUCAGGGCCCUGAGUUUGCUGCUGAUCGUUGUGGACCUGGCCCUGGUCGUGGGCGACCUCUCGACCCCCGUGAAACCCGCCGUGGCUUCCCGUGCCCUCUCCGCCUCCUCGCUCGCCAUCUCCGUCUUCUUCUUGGUCGACGUCGCCCUCCGCGUCUUCGUUUCGGGAUUCAGGUCGUACUUCCGGGAGAAGCUGAACAUCGCCGAUGCGGGCAUCGUCGUGAUCACCCUCGUCGUCUCCAUCGUGUACACGUCAAUCGACCUCUCCGGGACGGCUCUACUACCCCGGCUGGUGAGCGUGCUGCGCGUGCUGCGUUUGAUUAUGAUCAUUCGUGUCUGGCGCCUCGUGUCCCAGAGGCAUCACCUGGAGAAGGCAUCGCGACAGAUGGUUUCUCAAAACAAGCGACGGUACCGGAAGGAUGGGUUUGACCUUGACCUCACCUAUGUGACAGAGCGUGUGAUCGCGAUGUCGUUCCCCUCCUCUGGAACCCAGUCCAUGUACCGCAACCCCAUCAAGGAAGUGCAGCGGUUCUUGAAUUCAAAACACAUGGACCACUACAAAGUCUACAACCUAUGCAGUGAGAAGGGCUACGACGCCAAAUACUUCCACUACCGCGUGGACCGCAUCUUCAUCGACGACCACAACGUCCCGUCGCUUGCGGACAUGGUGAGGUUCACCGCCAGCGUUCGGGACUGGAUGGCCCAAGAUCCCAAGAACAUCAUCGCCGUCCACUGCAAAGGGGGCAAAGGUCGCACGGGCACCAUGAUUUGCACCUGGCUGGUCGACAGCGACGAGUUUGAGGGAGCCCAGGCGAGUCUGGAUUACUUUGGCGAGCGCCGCACUGACAGAACGAAGAGCGUCAAGUUCCAGGGCGUGGAGACUCCGUCCCAGAGCCGCUACGUGGGAUACUACGAGGCCGUCAAGAGGGAGCACAACCGGCAGCUGCCCCCCGCGAAGAGACUCCUCAUCAAGGCCUUCGUCAUCCAGGCCAUACAAGGGGUCGGUCGGGGCAACGGCAGCGACCUCAGCGUGGAGGUCAUCGUGGACAAGAAGACGGUGCUGCUCGCAGACUGCGGAAAGAUGAUGCACUGCAAGCUGUUCCACGAUGCGGCGAGGGACGCGGUGCGGAUCGGACUCGCCCCGCCGCUGCUCGUGAGCGGCGACGUCAAAGUUAAAUUCCACUCGUCCGCGGGCCUGGCUAAGGGCUAUGAUGACUGCCCGUUCUUCUUCUGGUUCAACACGACGUUCAUCGAGAACUAUCGGCUGUUGUUACCACGGUUCGAGCUGGACAACCCUCACAAGCAGGCCACGUGGGCCACCUACCUGGAGGCCUUCUCCGUGGAGGUCAUCUUCUCGGCACCAAACGAGCCCGGCGCGGACAUGCAGGGGCCUGCACAGAUCGACGCUCACGAGGCCGUGUGAAUUCCAUCUCCGUGCGGGACGUCUCCCCGCCAC